UGUUGGGGGAGCCGGAGCUGGCGCUCCGCACUUCCGGCCCCGGCUUCCUCCGUCGGGCCGCUUCGCGAACAGCGUGGGAGCCCGGCCCGCUGAUCAGGAUGAUCACUGACGUGCAGCUCGCCAUCUUCGCCAACAUGCUGGGCGUGUCGCUCUUCCUGCUCGUCCUUCUCUACCACUACGUGGCCGUCAACAACCCCAAGAAGGAGUGAAAGUGGCGCCGCCCCAGGGCUCCAGGACAUAGUCUGAGGCACGAUGGGGGGUGUGAGGGUCCCCUCACACUUCACUUCAUCCCUCCUACCCAUCACCACAUACAAAAAGCAACUAUACCUGGAUUUUUCCAAACAACUUUUAUUUCCUCAAAGUCUUCCUUAACCCUAUGGAAUGAGAAGCUGCCACGUAGUAGGGCCCAGUAUGGGGGUUUCUUUCUUUUGUACUCCCCCCAUAUAAAUAUAUUUUUUUCUGUGGUCCCAAAAAAUAAUUGUGUUGGGGCCACAUCCAGCAAUGGUCAGGGCAUACUCCUGUGUCUGGAAUGACCAAUAUGGGAUGCCAGGAAUUGAACCUGGUUCAACUGUGGGCAAGGCAAAUGCCUUACCCACUGCACUCUAUCCAGCCCCCACAUUGUUUUUUGGGGUCUGUACCUGGUGAUGCUGAGGUUACUCCUGGCUCUGCAUUCAGGAAUUACUUCUGGUGGUGCUCUUGGCCCCAACUUACAUAGAUUUAAAUCUUUGCCUUGCAGAUUAUAGAUUUUUAUCAAGGCUUUAAAAGGCUAAAAGUCUGUUAUUUCAUUAUGAGAGGGUCCUCAUCUAUCCCCUCCUACAAGCUCAAGUAUUCAAAGUGGCUUCAUACACAUUUCCCUGUAUUUAUAGUGGCCUUAUUUGCUGCAGUUAUGUCAUUGGCAUGUCUAUGAAGAAUGAGUUAAAUCAGAACGUCAAUAAAAAAAAUAUGGACAAGUUGUCACAACUAUUGCAAGGCCUUAUGUUGGAAGUCAGUUUCGAAUUUCUAUUGUUGGUGACCCAUAAAUUUCACUGGAACCUAGUGUUUUAGGUUAUACCUAGUUAUCCUUGGGGAGAAGGGGCCACACUUGGCAGUGCUCAGCGGACCAUUAUGGGGUGCUGGGGAUAGAACCCAGGUCGGCUGCAUACAAGGUAAGUACCCUUACUCUCUGGCCCUGCAGAGAAAUUUUUUUUUUUUUUACAAACUUUGUCAGUUCAAAAUCAGAUUACUUUGGGUUGUAUUCUAAUGAGCUGCCAACCUCAGUCAAAAUCAAGCACAAGUACUUUAGAGAAAAAGAUGUGACAUGCCAUCCAGUUGAGGUGAAAGAUUUUCCACUGUCAAUGUUUCACUGUCUUUGUGAAUAUACCUUCUUUCUUUCCAAUUUGUACAGUUCUCUUCUUGCAUUUGCUAAAAUUUGACACCAGUGUCUUUUUGCAGGGGUUUAGGGGAGGCACAACUCAUUGAUGCUCAGGGGUUUACUCCUAGUUCUGCACUCUGGAAUAACUUCUGUUGGUGCUCAGAGACUGACCAUAUGAGAUGUCAAUGAUCAAACCGCGAUUAGCCAUGAACAAUCAGGUCCCCCCCCGGCCCCCGCAACACCCUUUUCAUUAUGUGUUGAACAGAUUGUGUUCUGAACCCGAGUGCCCAACACACACACACACACUCACCCCUUUUCAUUAUGUAAUUAACAAUAGAUUGUGUUCUAAACCCGAAGCCAUCCAGAGGAAAUUCAUUUCUCCAGUUAAAAUUCUCAAAACAGGGGCAGUAAGAUAGCUCAAAGUGGUACACCAAUUGCAGUGACUUCUUAGGGACCUUCCUCUCCCCAAUCAAGGAAAAAUCUUAAAGUAGCUUCAAUUCUAUACCAUUUCUUUGUUUCAAUCUGUUGUUCCUUAAUAUGAUGGGCAUUUUCUCAAUGACUGAAUUUGGAGUAUGGGAUUGGGAAUAUGUAAAAUUCCACCUCUACAGCAGAAGUCUAUUUCAAAAACAUUAAAACCAUUUCAAUUGACACAUACUUAGUGGAAGGUGGGGGGGGGAAGCAAAGGAUGGGCUAGAAAGCAGUAAUAUUAAAGUAGCUUAGAAUUAUUUUAUCAUGGGUAAUUCCUCUUGUAGACAAUUAUGAUUACUCCUUUGCAUUUUGUAACAGAUACAAGGUUAAAGAAAGCCCUAAGUAUUUAUCAGAAUCAAUUCUGGAAACACACUUGUACUGUGCAAGCUUAAUGCACUUCAAUACUUUAUCCCCUCCAAAAUAUAAUCCCCUAAUAAUGGUGCCAUCUAUUUAUUCCUUCCAGAUCACCCAAGCCUUAAAUACAACAAAUUUUCUUUUUUUUGCCACAUCUGAUGGUGCUUAGGGAUUUCUUGUGAUGCUUGAAGGACUGUAUGCCUGUCAGUUGCACCAAGCACCCUACCUGAUUAUCUUUCUGCCCAUUCCCUCCCCAAUAUACACACAUUUUAAAAAGAAAAUCAAGGCAAAAAGUCAAUUCAUGCUAGUAAAGGGAAGAGUUGAAGCUGAAAUGUAUACAAUCGGAUCUUAGACCUUAUGCCUUUUGUAAGAACUGCUGUACUGUCACUUGGUCCCUGAUCAAGACAUUUUUAUAACUAGAACUUUCAAUUUUUUCCCCC
Messenger RNA from Sorex araneus (European shrew), 2613 nucleotides. RefSeq names its product dolichyl-diphosphooligosaccharide--protein glycosyltransferase subunit 4-like. Lineage: Eukaryota; Metazoa; Chordata; Mammalia; Eulipotyphla; Soricidae. Bases 99 to 209 code for a protein of 36 amino acids. The transcript has a single exon. The record is from RefSeq and is a predicted model, not a curated record. Gene Ontology annotation, cellular component: oligosaccharyltransferase complex.